CACAUUAUUCUCCAUUAAUUUUCUCAAAGUUUUCAUCUCAAUUUACAUAUGAAACAAAACCCAGAUUUCCCUUCACAUUGUUAAGAAGAAACAGUGGGAAAGAUUCUUUUUUAUGCCCUUUUCCCCUCUCUCUUUUGUGAAACAGAAAGCAGAGAUGGCUCAAAUCUCACCCAAGCUGUUAAUUCCAGAGUCAUUUCAAGUGUCUCGAGACGACAUAAUGGGGCAAUUCAGUUUAAUAUGGGAACUCAUCAAAACGCCAUUGAUAGUCCCAUUACUGAACCUCUGCGUCUACGUUUGUCUAGCUAUGUCGCUCAUGCUCUUCAUGGAGCGUGUUUACAUGGGUAUCGUCAUCAUCCUCGUCAAGCUCUUCUGGAAAAAACCAGAGGAACGUUACAGAUACGAGCCCAUCCAAGACGACGAGGAACUCGGCAGCUCGAAUUUCCCCGUCGUCUUGGUCCAAAUCCCAAUGUUCAAUGAAAAAGAGGUUUACAAAAUCUCGAUUGGAGCUGCCUGUGGACUUUCAUGGCCGGCGGAUCGUCUCGUCAUACAAGUGCUCGAUGAUUCGACUGACCCUGCAAUCAAGAUGCUGGUGGAGCAAGAAUGUCAAAGAUGGGCGAGCAAAGGGAUAAACGUGACAUAUCAAAUAAGGGAGAACAGGACAGGUUACAAAGCGGGAGCAUUGAAAGAAGGGUUGAAGAGGAGCUACGUGAAACACUGUGAGUAUGUGGCCAUUAUCGAUGCUGAUUUCAGACCGGACCCUGAUUUUCUCCGACGGAGCAUACCGUUUUUGGUCCAUAACCCCGACGUUGCUCUCGUUCAAGCUCGUUGGAGAUUUGUGAACGCUGAUGAAUGCUUGUUGACAAGAAUGCAAGAGAUGUCAUUGGAUUACCAUUUCACAGUGGAACAAGAAGUUGGAUCAGCCACUCAUGCCUUCUUCGGUUUUAACGGAACUGCUGGUAUAUGGAGAAUUGCCGCCAUUAACGAAGCAGGUGGAUGGAAGGAUAGAACCACAGUCGAGGACAUGGACCUCGCCGUUCGAGCUAGUCUUCGAGGAUGGAAAUUUGUCUACCUCGGUGAUCUUCAGGUAAAAAGUGAACUUCCGAGUACUUUCAAGGCCUUCCGUUUCCAGCAACAUAGAUGGUCCUGUGGUCCUGCAAAUCUGUUCAGGAAAAUGGUGUGGGAGAUCAUUCAAAACAAGAAAGUGAAAUUCUGGAAGAAAGUAUAUGUCAUUUACAGUUUCUUCUUCGUCCGGAAGAUCAUUGCUCAUAUGGUCACCUUUUCCUUCUACUGCGUUGUCCUUCCCCUUACGAUUCUGGUUCCCGAAGUUAAAGUUCCGAUAUGGGGUGCCGUUUAUAUUCCUUCGGUGAUCACAGUCCUAAACUCCGUAGGAACUCCGAGAUCUAUCCACUUACUGUUUUACUGGAUUCUGUUUGAGAACGUGAUGUCGUUGCACCGGACAAAAGCAACGUUGAUCGGUCUGUUGGAGGCAGGCAGAGCCAAUGAGUGGGUCGUCACCGAAAAACUCGGAGAUGCAGUCAAGAAAGCUGCAGAGGCUGCUAAGAGCAAGACUAAUGCUAAAGCUCACAGAAGAUUUAGAUUCAAAUUUACUGAUAGAUUGAAUACAUUGGAGUUGGGAUUUGCAGCAUUCCUUUUCCUAUGCGGGUGCUAUGAUUUCGUCCACGGGAAGAACAACUACUUCGUGUACCUAUUCCUCCAAACGAUUACCUUCUUCAUUACAGGAAUUGGUUAUGUCGGCACCAUCAUUUAAUGAAAAAUCUGCUCCAAUCAAUCAUUUUGUCAGCCUUUGUUGUCGGUGU
Messenger RNA from Hibiscus syriacus, 1817 nucleotides. RefSeq names its product glucomannan 4-beta-mannosyltransferase 2-like. The record is from RefSeq and is a predicted model, not a curated record. Gene Ontology annotation, molecular function: mannan synthase activity. Lineage: Eukaryota; Viridiplantae; Streptophyta; Magnoliopsida; Malvales; Malvaceae. Gene Ontology annotation, cellular component: Golgi apparatus. Bases 113 to 1768 code for a protein of 551 amino acids. The transcript has 8 exons.